Messenger RNA from Helicoverpa armigera (cotton bollworm), 1544 nucleotides. RefSeq names its product polycomb protein EED (gene escl). Gene Ontology annotation, cellular component: ESC/E(Z) complex. NCBI's taxonomy places the organism in Eukaryota, Metazoa, Arthropoda, Insecta, Lepidoptera, Noctuidae. Gene Ontology annotation, biological process: heterochromatin formation; negative regulation of transcription by RNA polymerase II. The transcript has 7 exons. The record is from RefSeq and is a predicted model, not a curated record. Bases 157 to 1398 code for a protein of 413 amino acids. Gene Ontology annotation, molecular function: nucleosome binding; protein binding.
GAAAAUUUGACAUUUGACGUAAAAGACGCUGAUGCUGUUAGUUGUCAGCUGAUAAACGAUCUUCCGAAGAAAUAAUUAAUAUUUAAAUUGAUCGUUUGUAUGAAAACUGUGUAAAUAAGCUAUAGAAAGUGUAACUAGUUUAAUAUUGUAGUUAAUAUGAACUUUUCUGACAAUGAAGCCGAUGAUACUUCGAGCGUUGAAAGUACUUCGAACACAGACAAUACAUCACGCAGUGAAACACCGACAAACUCUCGCGUGAAGAAACGGAGACGAGGAAAAAAGAAGACUACUACUAAACAAGUUAAGCCGCCAUACAAAUUUAAUUGCAGUGCAAAAGAAGACCAUGGCCAGCCCCUAUUUGGCUGUCAAUUCAACCACCACCUGGGUGAAGGGCAGCCACAGGUGUUUGCAGUGGUCGGCAGCAACAGAGUGUCCAUAUAUGAAUGUCCUGACUCCGGAGGCUUUAAGUUUCUUCAGUGCUAUGCUGAUCCUGAUGUUGAUGAAACAUUCUACACCUGUGCCUGGUCCUACGAAGAGGAGACCAACCUGCCACUCCUCGCAGUUGCAGGCUCCCGAGGCAUUGUCCGUGUAUUUCAGCCUUCUACACAGACCUGCAUCAAGCACUACAUUGGCCAUGGCCAUGCCAUCAAUGAGGUCAAGUUCCACCCCAGAGACCCCAACCUUCUCUUGUCAGCCAGCAAAGACCAUGCUCUACGACUCUGGAAUAUCAUGACAGAUGUCUGCAUUGCCAUUUUUGGUGGCGUUGAAGGUCAUAGAGACGAAGUUCUGAGCGCCGAUUUUGACCUCAAAGGAGAGAGGAUAAUGUCCUGUGGAAUGGACCAUUCCCUCAAGCUAUGGCGUCUAGACAAGCCGUCGAUGCAUGAAGCCAUUAAACAAAGUUAUAGCUUCAACCCUCAUAGAGCUUUGAGGCCUUUCAAUUCAUUGAAGGAGCACUUUCCAGAUUUUUCUACUAGAGAUAUUCAUAGGAAUUAUGUUGACUGUGUCAGAUGGAUGGGUGAUCUCAUUUUAUCUAAGUCAUGUGAAAACGCAAUAAUUUGCUGGAAGCCGGGCCGUCUUGAAGACGCUGACCUUCGUCCCGGCGACAAUUCUGUGACUAUUGUCCACAGAUUUGACUACAAAGAGUGUGAGAUAUGGUUCAUUAGGUUUGCUGUGGACUAUAGUCAAAGGGUGAUAGCGCUAGGUAAUCAAUGUGGCAAGACUAUGGUGUGGGAGCUUGGCAACGUGGCGGGAGGCUCCCGAGUCUCGCAACUAGUGCAUCCAAGAUGCGUUGCCGCUGUCAGACAGGUGACGUUAUCCCGCAACGGUAAGAUCCUGCUGACGUGCUGCGACGACGGCACCAUCUGGCGGUGGGACCGAGUCACCACAAAUAGUGUCUGACCAAAAGUGUGUACGUAACUAAACUAAUUGGACGGAAUCUUCAUCAAAUGUAUGACUAGAAUAAUUGUAAUGAAUGUUUCUAUUUGUAUUAUUAAGUAUCUCCAUACAAUGUGAUGACCACAAUAAAACAAGACUGUUAGUCAAUA